AGGUGAUAUGAUUCGUUAAGAGAACCGGUGUAUCCACGCUAUAUAUAACAUCCAAUACCAUCCAGACACACUACUGUAUAGUCUGUUGAGCAAGUCAGUACGUACACUUUGCACACUUGAGGAACAUACCCAGACCAACACGUCCACGUUCAACUUACCGGCGACAUGUUAAUUAAAAUACCCGUACAUGACCUUGGCGAAAAUGUACUAGCCAUCCCUAAUGGCCUCCAGCCUGGCAAAGUGGUAACCGUGAUCGGAAAGUGUGUUGGAGACGAUAGGAUUGUGAUCAACUUUCAAUCCGAGGAUGGCAAUAACAAGGCCCUACAUUUUAACCCUCGCCCAGAGCAGGGCGUUGUGGUCAGGAAUUCCUUCCGCGAUGGAUCCUGGGAAGAUGAAGAGCGGGACCAGCCAUCCUUUCCGUUCAGUACUGGUGUCGACUUCUGCAUUACUUUUGUCGUAACUGACAACUGCUUCAAAAUACUGGUGAACGGAGAUAAAUUCUGUAACUUCAAUCACCGUCUAUCUCACGGCGAUGGGAGCCACCUACAGCUGGGCGGUGCUGACUUUCAUGAAGUUCAGGUCCUGGACAGAUAUACCCAUGGACAUAACACUUCUCUGCCGGGUGGAUUGAAGGUCGGAAAAGGCAUAAGAGUUCUCGGCGUGUGCCAAGACGACGCCGGCUUUAGCCUCAACUUUAUGUGUGGAAAUGACAUCGCUUUCCAUUUUAACCCCCGUCCAACAGAGGGCACUGUCGUCAGGAAUAGCCAGUUAGGUGGAGGAUGGGGAGAGGAAGAAAGAGGAGGCGACGGGUUCCCCUUUGAAACUGGUGCCAUAUUUGACGCAAUGUUUUUCUGCAGCAAUGACGAAUUUACGGUGUAUGUGAACAACAAAGAGUACAUAACCUAUGGCCAUAGGUGUGACUUUUCCGCAGUGUCAGAUUUCCAAGUCCACGGGAACGUCGACGUCAAGCUGGUCCAGUGGCUGACUACAAUGGAUGACGAUUAUGUGGAACUCUUUCCGUUUGAGGCUGGCAACAAGGAACAGCUGGUUUUCCGAGGAUUUAUGAAGAAAGGUGGAAACAGGUUUGCAGUUAACUUCCUGGAAGGUCGUGAGGCCGACUCCGACAUUGCCUUUCACUUCAAUCCCCGAGUUGAUGACGGAGAAAUCGUCAUGAACUCGAAAUUAGGGGAAUGGGGUUCUGAAGAGAGAAUUCCUUUGCCCCCGGUUUUUGGAACCAACGAUGUGUUUGAACUUAAAAUUGUCACAAAGAAGAGAAAGUUCAAGGUUGUACUGGAUGGAGAGACGCUGUAUAAGUAUAAAUGUCGGGGUGAAAUGAGUGCUGUUAAGGGUGUCCGUAUAGGCUACGGCGACAGCGUGCUCUACUUGGUGGAUGUAAGGCGCAAAUUGGGUUCCCGAGAGCUCAUCCCCCUUUCUGAUCCACUUGUGGAGGACAACUGGGUUGUGGUUCGUGGAAAGAUAAAGAAAAAUGGAAAUGGAUUUGCUGUGAAUUUCCGGCUGGGAGAAGAUGGCGGAGGAGACAUAGCAUUCCACUUCUAUCCCCGAAUUAGCGAGGGUUGUACAGUCCGCAAUGCAUGCAUUGGCGGCGGCUGGCAGGAGGAGGAGAGAGACCAACCGGACUUCCCAUUCCAACAAAGAAAGGAAUUUGAAAUCACAUUUCAAGUAAAGCAGGAUAAGUUUUCGACUUAUGUUAACGGGAAACAAUACAUUGACUUCAGCCAUCGUGUCCCUCUCGGUGAGAUUGGAGUAAUACAGCUGUCGGGAGACGGCAACUUCUUUGUGCCUGAGGUGUUAUAGUGUCUGUGACUGAUGAUUGGAACUUCUCUACAUAAAUAGUGCCAUCCUAGAUGUAUCUACCAUGCACCAUGCUAAGUCAGCGAUACCAAUCACCAGAACAGAUUUGUUACUUACAUUAAUUCACUUUGUUAGCGAAAAUAGUUGCUUCCACUAACGUAAUCUGUUCAGACUUAGAUCAAUAUGCGAAUGGUUUAAGUGAUCCAUCUACAAUGUAUAUUAAUGAUUCCUUUUCAACUGUGUAUUGAUAUAUAUACGAGUCCCACGAUGUUUGAUUUUACCAUUCGCAUAAAUUAUGUGAGUCUCAUCAAUAUUCUAUGAGAAAAGGACUCGGGACAUGCAUAUAAAUGCUUCACUGUUAUAUGUUAUAUAGGUCUUGGUAGGUACUUAGGAACUUUUAAUGUUAUUUCGCUUUUUUUUAUGAAACGCUUCAACUACAACUUCUCGUGAAGACGGCCUUAUAAAUGUUAAAUAUUGUAAUAUGUCUAUACAAUCCAAUGCACUGCACGAAAUUACGACAUUCUUCAUAUGUGCCGGAUAUUAUAGUCUGUUUCUUUUUGUAGUGCAAAUACUUGUUUGUCCACAAAAUGUUUUAUUUCACUUAUUUUGUAUGAAACAAUGUUUGGGAGUUUUAAUACUACUCGCGGAGAAGGUCAUCUGGGUGUUUAAAUCUUAUGUAUGUUUAUACAAUCAAAUGUGCUAGAUCUACACACAAUAUGCUGUACUAUGUAAUUUGACGUUGAAUCAGCAUUAAAAACUGUUUUUAAUUAAUAAAAUAUUAAUUUUCUUGAAA
This is a messenger RNA of Pecten maximus, 2605 nucleotides long. RefSeq names its product galectin-4-like. The coding region runs from base 166 to 1815 and encodes 549 amino acids. The record is from RefSeq and is a predicted model, not a curated record. The transcript has 12 exons. Gene Ontology annotation, molecular function: carbohydrate binding. NCBI's taxonomy places the organism in Eukaryota, Metazoa, Mollusca, Bivalvia, Pectinida, Pectinidae.